AUGUUACUUUUAAAUUGCAGACUACAUCUUGCUGCUUUGCAUUCCGUGGCAAAUGCAAACCGCAAGCAGGCUGAGACCAGACAGGGGGGAAAAAGAUACAGACUCUCCUAUCCUAAGUACAAGGCUGGACACCAUGUGGUUAAAGCAGUUAAAGAGAAUUGCACUUAUGACUAUGUUGAUGAACUAAUGGCAGAGCUGCUUAGGAUUAAAGAGGAGUACAAGAGCGAUGCCAAUGCAAGGGCUGCCUCUGGCAACAUUCUGUUUUCACCGCCACCCCUGUCUUCAUCUGCAAACAGAAUCCUAAAGUCCAAUGGGCCGGAUGCUUAA
Molecule: messenger RNA, 327 nt
Organism: Dreissena polymorpha
Lineage: Eukaryota; Metazoa; Mollusca; Bivalvia; Myida; Dreissenidae
Exons: 3
Coding region: 1-327 (108 amino acids)
Source: RefSeq, a predicted model, not a curated record